Epinephelus lanceolatus (giant grouper) is the source of this 1870-nucleotide messenger RNA. RefSeq names its product purine nucleoside phosphorylase 5b (gene pnp5b). The record is from RefSeq and is a predicted model, not a curated record. Gene Ontology annotation, biological process: nucleoside metabolic process. Gene Ontology annotation, cellular component: cytoplasm. Gene Ontology annotation, molecular function: purine-nucleoside phosphorylase activity. NCBI's taxonomy places the organism in Eukaryota, Metazoa, Chordata, Actinopteri, Perciformes, Serranidae.
UGUGGCAGCCGUGUCGUGAGCGGGUGGGGUGUAAACAUAAAGCGGUCCCUCCAUCAGGAAAUUCCGGAUAACCUUGAUAGGCUCACUUUAACGCGGAACAACCUGCCGACUGUAUCUGCAUCACGUGUCAUCAUGUCCGACUUUGUGUCCAGUGAAAGCUACGAGGAGUGUCGGACGACAGCUGAAUGGCUGCUGUCCAACACGCAGGUGCGGCCGACUGUGGGAAUCGUGUGCGGUUCGGGUCUCGGGGGGCUGGCUGAGAUGCUCAAGGACCCUCAGGUCUUCAAAUACAGUGACAUUCCCAACUUCCCCCGGAGCACAGUGCAUGGUCAUGCUGGCCGGCUGGUGUUUGGAACACUUAAAGGGAAGCCGUGUGUUUGCAUGCAGGGCAGGUUCCACCUUUACGAGGGCUACCCCAUCCAGAAGAUCACGCUGCCCAUGCGUGUCUUCAAGCUGAUGGGUGUGGAGACGAUCAUCCUGACCAACGCCGCCGGAGGCCUCAACCAGGACUACAAAGUGGGAGACGUUAUGUUAAUUAAGGACCACAUCAACAUGCCAGGGUUUGCUGGAAACAACCCGCUGGCAGGACCAAAUGAUGAGAGGUUUGGCGUCCGCUUCCCUUGCAUGUCUGACGCCUACGACCGCGAGCUGAGGCAGUUGGCCCAUGAUGUGGCAUCAGAACUGGGCUACAGCGACUUCCUGCGGGAGGGAGUGUACUGCGUCCUGGGAGGUCCCUCUUUUGAAACCAUCGCUGAGUGUCGCAUGCUGCACAGAAUGGGCGCCGACGCUGUUGGAAUGAGCACUGCCCAUGAGGUGAUCGUUGCCCGCCACGCCGGGAUGCGAUGCUUCGCCCUGUCGCUGAUCAGCAACCGAGCGGUGAUGGACUACGACAGCCAGGAGAAGGCCAACCACGAAGAAGUCCUGGAGACAGGCAGGCAGAGAGCAGAGCAACUGGAGAAGAUGGUGUCCACCAUAGUGGCCCGACUGGAGAACAAUAACAACAACUCCUUCUGAUCAUGUGACUCACACCGCUGUACCUGGUCCCAGGUCAGCUGUCCAGCUGUAUCUCUGCGUCACAGUGAGAGGGUUUUUUUUAAAAUGCUUGUUAGAACGCUAAAAAAGCUGUAGAGUUACAAACCCCCAGGUUGGGUAUACUACUUGAUAAACUAGUUUCUCUGCUUUGUUUCCAAAGACUGUUAUAUAAGUCUCAUCUUAAAAUCCUGGAAACUGGUCCACUUUUUUUAUACACUCCUCUUUCGGCAAUGUUUACAUUUUGGAGGUGUACAGAUGAAUGAUGCUACUGUAGCGCAGUAAUUCUCUGACAGAUCCCUGUUGUGAUAUAUUGUACUAAGUAGAGUUUCCGUGAAGCGGCAUUGUAUUGUAAUUUCUAAAAUAAUAACUUUUAACUUAAUACAGUAUACAUAUUUAUUGUUUCAGUUCUUUUACAUUCCUCAAUAUCAUUUAACAACUAAUAUGAAUACAGUGAGAUUCGCAUUAUUUAAUGUAGAGGACCAACUUAUCUUGUAUGUCUUCAUGAGAUCAUGGCUGAGAGGUGGAAAUGAUCAUUUCAUACAGUGUAAAAGAGAUUUAAAAUGUCUUGAAAUAUUUAUACUAAUUGUAUUUAAGUGGUGUUUUUAUUUUUGCUUUCAUAAUAUAUUGAGAGUUUGAUAGAUUUUUGAAGAAAGGGAUUAUAAUAACCUGCAUGGGACAGGUACCAAAGUACAUACAUUCGAUCAAAAUCUCCUGUUUUAUCACUGUGUUAGCAGGUUAGCACACUGGGAUGUUGGCUGUCUGUGCUGUUAGAGGUACUUUACUAAAUACUGUACAAACCGUGGAUCUUUUACAAUAAAAUAACUCAGCUUCAAAGCAA